AUGACGUACCAACUAGUAGGCGGGGUCCAAACCUGACUCCUGAAGGUGAACAUUAUGGCUGCUUCUGUAGUGAGAACUGUGGGGUCAAAUCUUGGGAAAAACCUGAGAGAAAUACGCUUACAUCUGUGUCAGACAUCCGAAGCUAGUCAGGGGGUCAGGAAUUUCAUCGAACAGCAUUAUGUGACUUUGAAGAAGGCUAACCCUGAGUUUCCAUUCUUAAUCAGAGAAUGUUCUGGAGUCAAAGCUAAACUAUGGGCCAGAUAUGAUUUUGGUAAAGAGAGGAGCGUACCCCUGGACAACAUGAAUGCAGACCAAGUUGUCAAGGCUUUGGAAGCAGCAGUCAAUGCCAAACCAUGAAGAUCCAUCAGAAAGUGGUUGUAGAUGUGGGCUCCUAUUAUAUAGACUUUACUGGAACAUAGUUUGUGUCAAUGUAAUGCAGUUGAAAUCCCAGUGCAUGUUAAUAAAAUUAAGUCCAAUUGUA
Messenger RNA from Acipenser ruthenus (sterlet), 481 nucleotides. RefSeq names its product NADH dehydrogenase [ubiquinone] 1 alpha subcomplex subunit 2-like. The transcript has 3 exons. Bases 55 to 357 code for a protein of 100 amino acids. The record is from RefSeq and is a predicted model, not a curated record. NCBI's taxonomy places the organism in Eukaryota, Metazoa, Chordata, Actinopteri, Acipenseriformes, Acipenseridae.